GAGGCCGGUUUGGCGGCGGCGGGGCCGCGUCGAGCCGAGCUCUGGGGCUUUGUUGGAGGGGCCGGGGCGGGGCCAUCUUGUUCCUGCCGAGCGAAGCGGCGGCACCGCCGGGCAGCGCCGACGGACGGGGCCUGCGCCGCCGCCGCGGGGCCGCCGACAAGAUGGAGGGCGGCGAGGGGGCGCGGGGACACGGCGCUGGGCUCCUGCCGGCCUUCGGGCUUCUCAAAACACUUGUGUGCUCCCCGUUGCCAAGUCAUCGCAGGCCUGGAGUCUGAAUUGGCCAGAAGCAGAACGACCGGAUGCUGACGAGAGGAGUAGACCGAAAUGACAUGCUGAGCAUACAGCGGCUGAGGCAGGCAGGAGGAGCAGCAGGGCACCAGGAGCAAGGAUGAGGACUCCGAGCUGCGGAGAGGAAAGAAGAGAGCACCCGAAGGCGUCGACCUUGCUCUGAAGAGGAAGGUGUAUGCUAAUGAUUAAACAAGCUUUAAGAAUGGAUGAAGGCUUUAAACCACAGACACUUGACUCCAAUCUUCAGAGUCCAUCAGAGACAUUGCUUUCCAUUCGACUGUUAGACUUUAAAACAAGUUUAUUGGAGGCUAUAGAAGAACUGCGUAUAAGAAGGGAAACAGAGAUAAAUUAUGAAGAUCAUAUAAGUAAAAUUGUUGUAGAGAAACAGGAACUUGAAUGGCAGAAGGAAACUCUGCAGCAUCAGACAGACAUGUUACAGCAACAGAACAAAGAAGCUAUGGCAGCUUUUAAAAAGCAGUUACAAGCAAGGAUGUUUGCCAUGGAAGAAGAAAAGGGAAAAUACCAACUUGCUGUGGAAACAAAAGAAAAAGAAAUUGAUGGGCUGAAAGAAACACUUAAAACGUUACAGGAUCAGAAAUUACAGUUGCACUUAACAGCAAGAGAGGAGCAUCAUAAGAAACUGAAUGAAGUUGAGAGGUGUUAUGCCACUAUUGUAUGUCAGUUUGGCAUUGUUAAAGGUGUUCACGGACAAUUAGAACACAGUGUACAGGAAGCGAUACAGCUCAAUAAGAAACUAACAUCAGUGAAUAAAAAACAAGAGACUGAAAUAAGUAAUCUGAAGGAAGAACUGAAGAAAGUAACUACAGACUUGAUAAGGUCCAAGGUCACAUCUCAGUACAGGGUGGGAGAAGAAAACAUCAAUCUUGCAGCACGGGAAAAACAGUUUCAAGAACUGCAACAAAAAAUCAGAAUGGAGGAAGCAGUUAGUAAAAAAGUUAAAGAAGAAAACACUCAAAUUAAAGGAGAAAAGCUGACCCUUGAAAGAGAUAAUGAGCUGCAAAGGGAGAAGGCAAAGGAAAAUGAAGAAAAGUUCCUUAAUCUUCAGAAUGAGCAUGAGAAAGCACUGAGAACUUGGAAAAAAGAUGAGGAAAAUAUGAGAAGAGAGAUAGCCACUAUUAAAAACGAGCUGAAUUCGCUUAAGGGGGCUCAAGGACAUCUUGAAGAUUAUCCUCCUCCUCGGGGAAACCAGCAUGCUGAGCAAGUGGAAAGUCUGCAGAGUGGUCAAGAACCAUCAAAAUACAGUGAAAUGCAGACUACUCAGAAGGAAAAGGAGAGAAUGCAAUCUAUACUAAGAAAAGACAGUAUUCUUGGACGUGAAGAUGAAAUUGAAGUAAAAAACUCCUUAAACAUUGAGGAAUUACAGAUAGAACAAAAUUUACAAGUUCUUGAAAACAGUUUUAAGGAUGAAAUUAAUGUUGCUAGCCAUUAUGAAGAAAAGCAAAGGGAGGUUUCUCCCAGGAAUACCCUCUGCACAGAUACUGAUUUAAUUACCCAAGGACGGACCUCGGAAAUACGUGUCACUGAGUGCAAAGAAGCAGAAAAUCUAGGAACUACACAUAGAAUGUUACUGGAGAAAAGCAAUGCAAAAUUAGAACAAAAGCUACAGGACAGCACUGAUCCAGUGGCAGCAUGCCACACAGAAACAAGACAGGUAUUUUUAGACAGCACUGACACAGUUUUCUAUGAGAAAAAUGCAAGUCAAGGCACCAAUUCUAGUAAGCAAGAAUUGUGUAACACUACACAUGAAUCAAUUUGUACUGAGGCAGACAAACAAUCAAAUACUAUAGAGCACAACAGUGCCCUUAUGCCUGAAGCAUCUGAAAAAGAGUCUGAAGCAGUUAUCUGCAUUGAGAAGAAUGUUGUGUGUGAGAGAAUGACUGAUAAUCAUCAAGAAAAAGAAUUCAAUUUUGGCAUCCUUCCUUAUGCUAAGGAGAAUUCUCAGACAGAAUACCAGAAAUGUAGCUUGCUGGACAGUGAUAAUUAUGUAGGUAACAGAUUACAUAGAACAGAAAAAAACUUGUUAAAGGUGAGUGGUUUACGUAGAGAUAAAUUUCCUUUUAAACAGACACAUGUAGAUGCUGAAGACAGAAAUUACAAUGACAAAGACAGAAACAUGAACAGAAAUAGUGCACUAAGGAGUACUGGUAUUCCAGCCACUGAUGCUCAAAAUAUACCCUCUGUUUGUUGUGAUAAUGCAAGUGCCAGUGCUGCUGCAAAAGAACACAGUAGUAAUAUGCCUGUUUCAGGUACUUCAAAUUUAUGCCCUGAAAAAGUAGAUAAAGGAAUAAAUGUGGAUGACAGGCACAGCAAACAAACUGAACAAGGCAGUACUGAGCAAUCAGGAGGUGAUACAAAUACAUGCACUCUGAAUGCUGAAGCUGUAUCUCCAGUAAAGGCUGCUGAUCUUGAAAUAACUGUUCAUAAAGUCCCAACAGAUGGAAUUAGUACAGAUAAACUUUUUCUGUGUGAAAAACUUAAUGAUGAUAUUCAGAUACAGUUAAUCAAAAAUGGACGUUCCCUGGAGAUUAAUGAUAAUUCAAUAAAUAAUACAUUGUUAAAAGAGAAAAAAGGAUCACUGCACAGUACAGUUCCAGGAAGGAAGUUUGCUGAGGGUCACCUGAAAGAAUCAUGCUCUUUACCCAUGAGAACAUCUGGAAAUUUAGUAAAUGUAAGUGGAAGGUCAUCCUUUGAUCUUUCAACUUCAGAUAAAAAAGCUGAGAAAACUCCAGUACACUUCAAUUUUUUAGACCUUGGUUCUUGUUCAAGAGUAAAUCAAAUGAGAAGUCAAGUUACAUGGACUUCAGCUUCCAAAGAACCUCCUGUUUUGAAAGAGAAACUACCAUGCCUAGUGGAAAACAGAAAGGUUAUUUCAAAAGCACCAUGUCAAAGUCCCAAUGAAAAUGUUGCCAAGAGGAAAAAAGGACUAGGUUCUAUCAGUUCUAACAGAGCUGCCGACACUUUGAGUACCUCUAGUAUCCACCGAGACCCCCAGGGAGACCCUAGUGAAGAAUGGAAUGCUACAGCAAAGACUUUUUAUGAUUCUUCUUUUCCCAGAGAACACGUGAAAGGAGGAUUUACUGCUUCACAUGAGCAGAAGUCUUCUCAUGUAACUGUAACUCCAGCAAAAAGUGAAAGAAUGCUUGGAGAUGAAGGCAGCUGUUCUACUCAUAAUUCUAACAUACAAAAUCAAAUAGAAGAAAUUGAGAAAUUCCUCCAGGUGGAGAGACUUUGUUCAUCAAGAAAAAGAAAACAUGAAGACAGAGAAUAAAGAACAGUGGCAGGAACUUAAAAGCAUGUAUGUGUCUGUUAGGCACAGAUAAAUCACUUGCAUAAACCAGAGUGAUAAAAGUGUUCCUAUAGAAUGUGGUACGUAUUAAUUGUGCUUUCAUGUUUAAUACAAAGUAUAGACCUCUUCUGUUUAAAAAUGGUGAAAUUCCUACUAAUAAAGUUCUGUUUCUGCAGUCAACUGCACGCAAGUUGUUACAAGUUUUGCCUGAAGUUAAAAGUUCACAAGUUAAAGUUUUAAUAAACCUGUAAGUAAUAUUAAACUAUUGCUUAAGAUUCUCCUCUUUCUUGUUCUGAGGAACUUUUGACUGAAAUAAUUCAGUUUGGUUUCUGUCAGACUGCUCACUCAAUUUUCAAACAAUCAGCUGCAACUGUUUCAAAAUAUAAUGGCUCCUCCUAGAAACAUAACAACUUGGAGCAGUUCAAAGAGGCAGAUGAAGAAAAUCAUCUGCUUACCUCUACUACAGAAGUAUUUAAAUAUUUGUCUAAGUAAUACCUCUGUCAGCACUAAAGCAUCAGGUAUGAUUCACAAAGAUAUACCAGCAGGUAUUACUUCAUUGUUUCACUUUUAACUCACUCAUGUUUUUCCUCCUUUAGGGUAUGAGGAAAGCUCUCUCUUAUUUCACAUUAUUUACACUCUUUUUUCUGAUUACCCUCCCUUCAUUCCCCCACCUCUUGCCAAAGAAAGAUCCUCAUAUUAUGAACUUACAUAACAAUAACAAAAGAAACAACCACUAUUGCUAAUGUUAUAUUGAUAAUUAUGUAAUAAAAUCAACAGACAAUACUCUCCCAGGUUAGCUUUAUUGCCUUUUUUUGGUUUCAAUUUAGAAUAUUUAGCUUCUAUAAACCAAUUGCAUACAUUUUGGCAGUGUUCACAAA
This is a messenger RNA of Cygnus olor (mute swan), 4473 nucleotides long. It is a transcript of the gene CCDC73, whose product is annotated as coiled-coil domain containing 73. The record is from RefSeq and is a predicted model, not a curated record. Lineage: Eukaryota; Metazoa; Chordata; Aves; Anseriformes; Anatidae. The coding region runs from base 464 to 3577 and encodes 1037 amino acids. The transcript is spliced from 18 exons.